Anopheles darlingi is the source of this 456-nucleotide messenger RNA. Its product is annotated as NPC intracellular cholesterol transporter 2-like. Lineage: Eukaryota; Metazoa; Arthropoda; Insecta; Diptera; Culicidae. Gene Ontology annotation, molecular function: sterol binding. Bases 1 to 456 code for a protein of 151 amino acids. The transcript is spliced from 2 exons. Gene Ontology annotation, biological process: intracellular cholesterol transport. The record is from RefSeq and is a predicted model, not a curated record.
AUGUUCCGAGCUGUUCUUCUGCUUGCUCUGGUGGCACCCGCGGUAGUCUACGGUAAUGUGAGCCGCGCCUGCACCAACGGACGUCCUCAACCAACGCAUGUGCACAUACACGGUUGCAGCGCUGCACCGUGCGAGCUGGUCCGUGGUGAAGACGUGAUCGCCGACAUCGACUUUACCACCAAUCGUCCCAUUCAAUCGAUGACGACGGUUGCUACGGCGACCGCGCUCGGUGUCGUCACUAACUAUCCGCUCGGUACGAAUGCCCACACCUGCAACUUCCUGCAGGGCUCGCAGUGUCCCCUUAGUACGAACGAGGAUGUAACCUACCAGCUCCGGAUGCCGAUUCUUGCGAUCUACCCGUUGGUUAGUCUGAGCAUUGAGAUCAAUGUGAUUGAUCAGGCUAGCGCGUCGGUUACCUGCUUCGUCGUGGAUGCCCAGGUUGUCACACGUACCUAG